Molecule: messenger RNA, 309 nt
Organism: Microthlaspi erraticum
Lineage: Eukaryota; Viridiplantae; Streptophyta; Magnoliopsida; Brassicales; Brassicaceae
Source: the annotation of a GenBank genome assembly
AUGGGCAUGCCUGAAUCGAUCGAACUGGUGGUCAUUCCUUGGAGAAGCACGAAUACACGGUGCAUGACUAGGAGGUCCAACAAGGACAACCUAGUUGAACAUCCAGAUAUAGACAAGCUCGAGAAGCAACUUAGGAAGCAAAAAGCCCAAGAGAUGGCCGACGAAGCAGCUCGCGCUCACGCCGCUGAAGUGGCGCGCGCUCAAGAAGAAGGACGAGAUCCACCUCCUCCUCCUCCUAAUCCACAAGACCCUGCUGGAGAUGUGAAUGUGCAACCUCAAGCUGGAGCACCAAACAAUCGGAGACUAUGA